Messenger RNA from Procambarus clarkii (red swamp crayfish), 2850 nucleotides. It is a transcript of the gene Suv3, whose product is annotated as Suv3 helicase. Gene Ontology annotation, molecular function: ATP binding; RNA helicase activity; hydrolase activity, acting on acid anhydrides. NCBI's taxonomy places the organism in Eukaryota, Metazoa, Arthropoda, Malacostraca, Decapoda, Cambaridae. The record is from RefSeq and is a predicted model, not a curated record. Gene Ontology annotation, cellular component: mitochondrial degradosome. Gene Ontology annotation, biological process: RNA catabolic process; mitochondrial RNA 3'-end processing.
CCACAACUUGUAAACAACAGAGUGUAGCCCGCGAGGGGCUCAGGGGCUCAGGCUACAACAACACUUCCACUACCACACACCGGCGUGCUAGCACACUCUCAAGACAUCGUCGUCGCCCCCUAAAUCAACACCACAACACUCUCAAGAUGUGGAAGAGUGUGAGUGUGUCACGAGGCGUGGCGAGACAGUGGUGGUGUGUGGAGAGGGGCGACUGGGGGAGGCUGGGGUGCGCAGCGGCCAGUCUGGGGGCCGCACAUCAAGGCUACAGUCAUCCACCAACUCCCCACAAUACACGAACUUUACACAUGAUGUUGAGUGCUCAUCAGCCAGUGAGCUACUCAACACGAAGACUAAAGCAUAGGUACUCACGUGGUGGAGGUGGGGGCAGUAAGGAUGAUAUAUCACAUCUCUUCAUUCCAGUACCAGUAAAGGCAAGGCAAGAUGAAAUUAAUGUUGGGGAAGAAAUGGCUGGCCCACUAAAGAAAGAGGAUAUCUUACGUAUCAUGAACCGUUUCUAUGCCGAUGAAAGUAUUAAGGAAUUGGCAAAAGAAAAUGGAUUGGACAACUACCUUUAUCAGCAGACAUUCAUAAGUUUCCGUAAAUUCUGCCUGGAAUCUGAAUCAUUGCCUGUUGAUCUUCACAUCAUUAUCAGUGACAUUAUUCAGGGUGCAGGUCAUAUCAACGACAUAUACACAAGUUUUUUGAAGCACGCUCGGAAAAUAUUCCCACACUUAAUGUGUAUGGAUGAUCUAUAUAAAAUAUCAGAUUUGUCAAAUCCUCCAAAUUGGUACUCUGAAGCUCGGGCAUUGAACCGUAAAAUAAUAUUUCACGCAGGUCCUACCAAUAGUGGGAAGACGUAUCAUGCCAUGGAGCAGUUCCUGACUGCUGAGUCUGGUGUAUACUGUGGCCCUCUCAAGCUCUUGGCUACUGAAGUCUUUCAUAAAAGCAAUAAAAGAGGUACACCUUGUGACCUCGUUACUGGGGAGGAAAGAAGGUUUGGUAACACGGACGGGUCAUCAGCAAAUCAUGUCGCUUGCACUGUGGAAAUGGCAUCUGUUAAUAACCCUUAUGAUGUGGCUAUAAUUGACGAGAUUCAGAUGGUACGAGACCCAACGCGAGGCUGGGCUUGGACUCGAGCCUUACUUGGUCUUUGUGCAAAGGAGGUUCAUGUAUGUGGGGAAGCUUCAGCUAUUGGCCUUAUAAAUGAGCUAGCAAUUGCAACUGGAGAAGAGGUGGAGGUUAGAAGAUACAAGAGGCUGACAGAGUUAAUCAUAGAAAGUUAUGCCUUGCAAAGUUUUGACAAUAUUCACCCGGGGGACUGCAUUGUUUGCUUCAGCAAGAGAGACAUUCACUAUGUCACUCGGGAAAUUGAACGAAGGGGCCAUGAAGUAGCGGUUAUUUAUGGUGGUCUCCCGCCAGGCACCAAACUUGCUCAAGCUUUUAAGUUCAAUGAUCCUAGCCAUAAGUGCAAGAUUCUUGUUGCCACAGAUGCCAUUGGGAUGGGCCUCAAUCUGAGCAUUCGACGCAUCAUCUUCUAUUCUCUGAUAAGGCCAAACAUUAAUGAAAAGGGAGAGGUCGAAAUGGAAACGAUCAGUGUGUCAUCAGCACUGCAGAUUGCGGGGAGAGCUGGUCGUUACGGUACACAAUGGGAGAAAGGCUAUGUAACCACCAUGAAGUCUGAAGACCAUUCAACGUUAUGUCGUCUUCUGUCUCGUGUGCCUGAGGACAUUGAGCAGGCGGGGCUCCACCCGACAGCAGACCAAAUUGAAUUGUUUGCUUAUCAUCUACCCAAUUACACUCUCUCCAACCUUAUUGAUGUGUUUGUAAAUUUGUGUACUGUGGAUUCAUCAUUGUACUUCAUGUGCCUGAUGGACGACUUCAAGUUCUUGGCGGAUUUGAUUCAACAUAUUCCACUCCCACUUCGCUCGCGCUAUGUCUUCUGCUGUUCUCCAAUCAAUAAGAAGAUGCCAUUUGUGUGUGCAAUGUUCCUGAAGUUUGCUCGGCAGUAUUCUCAGAAUGAGCCUGCAACGCUGGAGUGGCUGUGUCAUCAGGUUAAGUGGCCGUUUUCAACGCCGAGCACUCUUCUGGACCUGGUUCAUCUAGAGGAAGUUUAUGAUGUCUUUGAUCUGUAUCUCUGGCUAAGUUACCGAUUUGUUGACAUGUUUCCCGAGGGGGAAUUAGUCAGAGACCUACAAACAGAACUUGAUGGAAUGAUUGAUAACGGCGUGGCACAAAUUGUCAGACUUAUCCGUAACUCUGACACGCGUACCUCAAAUACUGCAGCAGACACAGAAGACACAUUUAUCAUGGAUCAGAAAAAGAAGAACACAUUUAGAGACUCGUUGAAGAACGCUGAACAUUUGCCACCAGAGAUGGAACAGAACACAGUUGCCACAGUGAAACAGAAUUCUCGGGUCCCCAGCAGGACAACUAGAAGAAUCUUUUCUCGUGGUAGUCUCACCGAGCGACUCUUGGCACAGGGAUUACUCUCUCCCAAGAUGUUGACAGAACUGCAGCGGGAAUGGCAAGAGCAGAGCAGUGAUGACGGCACCGACAGUCCACCUAUUAAGCCAAAAAAAGGUAAACAAAGUAGACGGAAGACUUAACGCUAUGCCAAUUUUAUAAAGGUGAGCCAUGUGAUUAUAAUGGCCACUUGAGCAAUUGAUAUCAUGUUGGUAAUGAAAUAUUGCUGUAUUUUAUGUUUGAUUAUAUAUUUAUAAAUCACUCCUACAUUAUAGCUGUGCAUUUUAAUUAUGUACAGUUUAGCUGCAGUACAAGUAUUGUAAUUAUGAAAUUAAACUAUAUUUAAAAAAAAAUGUGCUUUCUAACCUCUAACCAUUUUUUGUAACC